AUGGUUCUAAAUACAAUGUUCAUUAAUGUGCAAGACAAUCUAAAGAAUAAGCGGACCUUCAAUCUGGCAUUCACCAAUAUGGAGACUUCCAGCGUCCUGCUUACCUCAGCCGCUCAGUGUGUACGGUGUCCUUCCUGCGGCUUCUCCAUCCGCCUGCUCCCGUCGCCUUACGCUCUGCACUUUUACCUAAACGACAACGCCGGCAUCUCCGACGAAGAGGUACCUGUAAUGGAUGCCAGUUCGAAUUCUCUUUUUUGCCAAGACAACUUGGGAGUGAUUUGUGGUAAUGAACACGAACUGUGUCGCUUCACCCAAUUUUGCAGUGAUCUAAAACAUGAUGAAUAUAAUAAAACGAAAAAUGUUCAUACAGGCGUGUUACUUAGAAAUGAUCUGAUGCCAAAGAACAGUCUGUAUAGAAAAGGCCAGCAGUGGACCAUGGGAUGCAAAUUAGGGGCUGGAAAAUUUGGGUCUGUCUUUGAAGUGUGUGAUUUAAACAGCAAUUUCAUAUGUGCUGCAAAGCAGGUGAAGUUAAACAACUUCAUGCCCCAGGAGCUGGAAAUAUGGCAAAACCUGAGCAGACAUUAUGUUGUGGAGCUGUUUGGAGCAGUUCUGGAAGACGAACAUGUCAUAUACUUCAUGCAUCUUGCUAAUGGUGGCUCUCUGAGGGACCUAAUAACAAUUGAAGAAUUUCUUCCAGAAAUAAAGGCUCUCAGAUAUUUUAAAAUGAUUUUGGAUGCCUUGGAGUAUUUACAUAAGCAGCGCAUAAUUCAUAAUGAUAUCAAAGCGGACAACAUCCUUCUUUCUGAGACGAAAGAAAGACUUUUCCUUUGUGAUUUUUCUUUUGCUGAAAAGGUUCAAAUUGGAAAUGACAUAAUUUCAAAAGGAAAGACACAAGGAAGAACUCAGACACAUAUGGCUCCAGAAGUUGCAAGGAGCGCAGGACACAACGAAAAGGCGGAUGUGUGGAGUGCGACUUGUACACUGCUACACAUGCUUAAUGGCAGACAUCCGUGGAAAAAUAAAUAUUCUAGAUGCCCUGUCUUGGAUAUUGUGGUUGCUAACUGCAGCCCACCACUCUUUGAAAUCCCUGAAGAUUGCCACAAGCAUACAAAAAGAAUUAUUAAAUUGGGCUUAAUAGUCGAUCCUUCCCAACGACCAACAGCCGGACUUUUGCGGGAUGAAGUUAAUGAAAUGUUAUCUAAAUUUGGGCACAUGCUUUCUGCAUUUCCAGAAACUAACCAAAUAUCUAAUUCACCACCGAGUGCUCAAGAACAUCUAUUAGAGUCGGUUGAUGAACAAUUGCCUCUGGUACUGGAAAAUAUUGACAAUACGGAGUGUCUUCAAGCCCCAUUCCUUCUUGAAUGCCUGGACGAUCUUCAGUUCCAGGAGGAGGUGUAA
This is a messenger RNA of Erpetoichthys calabaricus (reedfish), 1398 nucleotides long. Its product is annotated as mitogen-activated protein kinase kinase kinase 14-like. Gene Ontology annotation, biological process: protein phosphorylation; positive regulation of canonical NF-kappaB signal transduction. Gene Ontology annotation, molecular function: ATP binding; protein kinase activity. The record is from RefSeq and is a predicted model, not a curated record. Lineage: Eukaryota; Metazoa; Chordata; Cladistia; Polypteriformes; Polypteridae. The transcript has 10 exons. The coding region runs from base 1 to 1398 and encodes 465 amino acids.